GAUCCUGUGGCUAGUUUUAUUGUGUCGAAUGGUAGGAUGGUUGAUGAGUUAUGGAGUGGAAGGAAACUGUCGUUGCCUAGUCGAGAAACUGUCCAGGAUUUUUCCUGGAGGUACUGAGGAAACCAACGAAAACCAUCAAUCUGAAUAUCCGGUGGCCCGGCAGAGAUUCGACCUAGUGCCUCCCGUGUACGAGUGUAGAUUGUUAGCGAUUCGCCAGCCCUUUCGGUAAAGUGGGAUUAAUGGCUGAAGGUGCUGUUUGGCGUAGAACUAUGUGCAGAAUAUGCAGUGAUGACGGGCGAAAAGCGAGGUUGGCAGAUAUGGCUACAGAAGAUGGCACAGGCCGUGCAUCCUCAGAUCAUAGGCUGCAGCUGCUUCAAGAGAUGCGAGGCCAGAACUUUGAUAUGAUAAGAUUUGCUUCGUAUCGUACAGCUUGCAAGCUACGGUUUAUGCAGAAGAAGGCCAAUCUCCACGCUGUGGAUAUCUGGAAUGUGAUUGAAGCUUUCCGAGAAAAUGGACUGAAUACACUGGAACCUCAAACAGAGGUGAACGUAUCACGACUGGAGACACUGGUAUCCAGUCUGUACCAUAACCUUAAUAAGAGGCUUCCAGUAGCACAGCAGGUUCAUGUGGAGUCCUGCUCUAGCCUCCUGCUGAACUGGUUACUGGCUGCUUAUUCUGUGGAAAAUGUGGGUAAAAUCCGAGUGUUUUCCAUCAAAGUUGCAUUAGCUACGAUGUGUGCAGGAAAGCUCAUGGAUAAAUUAAGAUACAUCUUCUCUCAGAUCUCUGAUGGAAAUGGUCACAUGGUUGUGUGGAGGUUUGCUGAAUAUCUGCAAGAGGUAUUAGCACUGCCAGCAGCAGUAUAUGAAUCACCAUCAUUCAAUUACACAGAGGGACUUGCCACAUCUAUAUUUCCAGGGGGUGGGAAGGUGACAGUCAAUGACUUCAUGGACACUAUGAUGUCAGAUCCUGGGCCGCCCUGCCUGGUAUGGCUUCCACUGUUACAUCGCCUUGCCAGUGUAGAAACUGUUGUUCACCCUAUGGCCUGUGAUGCAUGUCAGAGGGAAGGAUUCUCAGGUUUUCGCUACAAAUGCCAGAAGUGUCACAGUUACCAACUGUGUCAAGACUGCUUCUGGCGUGGUCGCAUCUCUGGUUCACAUACAAAUGAACAUGAAGUCAAGGAGUACACAACUUAUAAAUCUCCAAGUAAGCAGAUUGGUCACUCUUUGCGCAAGUCAUUCCGCUGUGUGCCUGAGAAGGGUAAGCCAAACAUCCCACGCUUUCCAGAAGAGCCAGAGAAAACACUCAACCUCUCCCAUAUAGUUCCUCCAUCUCCAUUGCCGUCCCAUAAUGGUUUUCCUGAGAGUUCCUUUGCUUCGCCAUUUGAUGGAGGCUCAAUGGAUAGCCGUUCCACAGGCAGAAGUGGUUUGUGUUCAAGCAGCCCAGGGCGAUACACAUCAAGUCUAGAGUCGACGCGUCUAGACGAUGAGCACCGUCUGAUUGCGAGAUACGCUGCUCGCCUUGCUGCUGAAGCCAGAACAGUGGUGCAACCUCAAGUACAAAGGACAGUACCAGUUCCACGCACAGUAGGUCGUGCUCCAUCAGAAGGCAGCUUGAGCCUGGAUACAUCACGUGCACAAAGGGAGCUCAUCAGUCAGUUGGAAGCAAAGAACCGGGAGAUAAUGCGCGAGAUAGCAAGGUUAAGACGCCAGCAAGAACUUGAGGCGGCUGGCAUAGGACCAGGGGCGACAGGUGAAGAGAACCCUGCACUGAUGGCUGAGCUGCGUGCUUUGAGGCAGAGAAAAGAUGAGCUGGAGAGCCAUUUGGGAACACUGCAGGAUUCACGUAGACAGCUUAUGGUGCAGCUGGAGGGCCUUAUGAAACUGCUCAAGAAUCAUCAGGCUUCCCCUCGAUCGACACCCAAUUCAUCGCCGCGUUCCACAAAGUCUCCUCCACUUCCUCCAGGAGCUCCAUCUUCUCGCUCGGCUCCUCCCACCCCAGGAGGUCAACUCCAGCCGUCAAUGAUGGCCUCUUUGGGAACAGGAGCUGACUCUUUAACAGGGGUUGGAGGAGAUGUGAGGUCUGCUUUUGGGACAUCAUCGUCCCUCAUAGGAACAUCUUCAUCUUCUCUGGCUGGUUCAGGCAGUAAUUCAGCUGCCGGAACAAACAGCAGCGGACGAAGCCUUCGUAAUGAUCUCUUGGUUGCAGCAGAUUCUGUUACUAAUGCCAUGUCCACAUUGGUUCGAGAACUCAACUCAGAGGGCUCUGAUCAGGAGGAUGCAGAUGAGAACAUCAGAAAACCACUCGACUUUGAAACAGAAGAUGGAGGAGAGUGUGAUGGACCUGGCACUACUGCUGCUCUGUGGAGAGAGGAAAUUCGUAAACGUUAUGAACAAGAGUCGCAAUUCAUUGCUGAAUUGAGGGCACGUAACCUUGGAAACGGGCAGGAUUUUGAAGAUAAGAAUGCAGAUGGCAAGGCAGUUGAAGGUGCAGAUCUGUAUGACCACCAAUCGCUUUCUAUUAGACGACGAGUGAGUGGCCUCACAGAUGAGGACAGCUACAAAGAUGAUGAAGAUUCAUACGUCCGGACAACAGAUGAUGAUGACGGAGGUGGCACAGAUUGGGAGGAGGCCAUGAAGAGAUGGGUAAACCGAUAGAAUGCAGUGGGCAGCUGGGGGGGGGGCACAGUACAGAGAGCAAGGAGACAGCAGGCGCUAUACCACCACUUUAUAUUGCUUCAUGCAUUGCAACAGAUACAGAAUGUUAACAAGAAAACUGAGACUUGCAGUGUGAAGUGCUUCUGUUUCAUAUUCAGCAGCUUCCUGGUUCAAAAUGUAGCUACAAGGCUAUUUUCAUAGCGCCAAAAAUUUAUAUCGGAUCUUCUGGGUUAUGACACCAUGUGGUCUUGUACCUAUGAGGCUGCACUGUUUUGUCACCUGGAAGACAACAGUCCAGAGACAUUUUAAUCAAUUUCUCCUUUAGAAAACAUUCCUUAAAUAUGCUGUGGCCAUGUCUUGAGACUUCCUUUGUAGUUCAUUAUUAGUGGACUGCAAUGUAACCUCUGCAGUUGAUAGAGCAGCAUUAAGUAAAUGUAUUGUAUAUUGUAGAUACUUAGUUCAUAGCUAAUCAUUCUCACUGACGGUUUACAUAGGUUUUAUCAUUUAUGCCAAGUAGAAACAAUACUACAUUAUGAAUCAAGCAGUCAAGGUAAGUAUUUAAUCUGAGAAAUUCGCUUUCGUUUUCACAUGGUCACAAUAACAUUAGUCUAGAAGUCACAUUCAGCACUUCUAUUAUCUUACUUUGUCUGGUUGGCACUUCUGGGCUCGUAUCUGUAAUGCAGAACUUAAAUAAUCACAUGUUUCCUUCAUUUCAUUGUAGGGUAAGAGCACCUCCAUUUGGCCUCUUAAGUUUAAACAGUUGCACCAAGAGUAAAAUGUGUUCAGUAUGUACAGGACUAGAGUUUUCUUAUGCCAGUAUGCAAACCAGCAGAAAGUUGAAGAAAGCAGUCUUCUGGGAUUUGGCACCGUGUAUAUGUGGUGUUAACCGACGUUUCAGAGGAACGUA
Molecule: messenger RNA, 3561 nt
Organism: Cryptotermes secundus
Lineage: Eukaryota; Metazoa; Arthropoda; Insecta; Blattodea; Kalotermitidae
Product: dystrobrevin beta
Exons: 19
Coding region: 240-2654 (804 amino acids)
Biological process (GO): synaptic signaling
Cellular component (GO): synapse; plasma membrane
Molecular function (GO): zinc ion binding
Source: RefSeq, a predicted model, not a curated record